AUGGCUGAAGAGCAAGAGGACUUUAGCAAGCUGCCCCUAGCCGAUCGCUUUGUACACAAGAACUGGAAAGUGCGCAAGGAAGGUUACGAAGCUGCCACAAAAGAAUUCAAGACUGCGCAACCGAGCGACCCCCUCGUCAAGGACUUUAUCGCAGACUCCAACAUCUGGAAGGGCGCUGUAGCCGAUGCCAACGUCGCUGCUCAGGCCGAAGGCCUCAAUGCCUUGAAUGCCUUUCUUGAGAUUGCUGGCAAGCCCGGCUGCACCCGGUGCGCAAUUCUCCCAGGCACUCCCUUGUCCUAUAGCUAA
Molecule: messenger RNA, 306 nt
Organism: Aureobasidium vineae
Lineage: Eukaryota; Fungi; Ascomycota; Dothideomycetes; Dothideales; Saccotheciaceae
Source: the annotation of a GenBank genome assembly